GAGUUUUCAGCUUCAAUAUGUUGACAAUUUUUAAUGCAAUAAUUGUAUUAGUGCUGUGUUCUGUUGAUGUUUAUACACAACGACAAUGUACCGGAGACAGAGGCAUUGAGUGUUGUGAAGGAUAUAUGUGGAAUAAUAACACAGGCAACUGUAUUAAGUGUCAAACUGGAUAUCUUGGAAAAUCCUGCAGUUUCAAAUGUCCAUAUCCUUCAUUUGGGGAGAGUUGCCAAGGAAGAUGUGAAUGCAAAGAAACAUCUUGUGACUUUGCAAAAGGCUGUUCUUCAGAUGUUUAUAAUGAAGAAAAUAUCCAAAUUUACAUAUCAACUAAUAACAAAAUAGCUCUAUGGAAAACUGUUACAUUUUCAUCUGAGAUAAAUGCUGUUGCAACGGAUAAAGGUGAAAAACAAAAGGAGGAAUCAACGAAAGAGCUACUCUUUAUUUUAGUGUGCGUUAACUCGGUAGUAGUGCUAGCUGCUGUCAUUUACAUCUUUAAAUUUAUUGUAAAAAGAGCUCAGACAACGAGAGACAGUCAUCAUGUAUCAAAAUCGUUUAAAGAUAAUGGAUGUGUUUACGAGACAGCAGAUGAUACAGAAAGAAACGUAGCUUAUCACGUUAUUCCUGAUCAGCACUAUCGUACUGUUACAGUAAACAUCAGUUCUCCUGAUCAGGUACAAGGGGAUCAAGGUUCUCCUGAUAAAAGGAGUUUCGAAGAAAAUAUGUCAGUGUUAAAUUCUGAGGACACAGGUGGUUACCUAAUACCUUCCACAAUAUCGUUGGCGUAACUGUAUUUGAAAGGUUUUUCCUUCACAGAGUCGGUGCAUUGUGGACUUUAAUAUGUUAUUUUAU
This is a messenger RNA of Saccostrea cuccullata (small rock oyster), 846 nucleotides long. Its product is annotated as multiple epidermal growth factor-like domains protein 10. The transcript has 4 exons. The coding region runs from base 18 to 782 and encodes 254 amino acids. NCBI's taxonomy places the organism in Eukaryota, Metazoa, Mollusca, Bivalvia, Ostreida, Ostreidae. The record is from RefSeq and is a predicted model, not a curated record.